This is a messenger RNA of Camellia sinensis, 915 nucleotides long. RefSeq names its product protein FAR1-RELATED SEQUENCE 5-like. Gene Ontology annotation, molecular function: zinc ion binding. The record is from RefSeq and is a predicted model, not a curated record. NCBI's taxonomy places the organism in Eukaryota, Viridiplantae, Streptophyta, Magnoliopsida, Ericales, Theaceae. Gene Ontology annotation, biological process: regulation of DNA-templated transcription.
AUGAAUUCUUGGGCAGCUGGAAUGAGUACUACUCAACUAAGUGAAUCAUUCAAUGCAUUUUUGAAGGAUUAUCUCAAUUGUGAUCAUAACUUGAUGGAAUUUUUCAUGCAUUUUGAGAGGGUGCUCUAUGACAAGAGGUAUAAAGAAUUGGAAGCCGAGUAUAAUUUGUCCCAAAAAUUGCCAAGGGUUUCCAUUCCAACUGUGAUGUUAAAGCAAAUGGCAGAUAUUUACACGAAAACAAUUUUUGAGGAAUUCCAAAAUGAGUACGUGCAGUCCAUUGAAGCGUCUAUUGUAGGCACUAUUCAUGAUGGUGAGAGUACCAUAUUCAUCAUUCAAACGGACGUAGAUGGAAAAAAAGAUAAGAAUGUGACAAUGGAUAAAGAUGGUUUUUUAAGUUGUAGUUGCAAGAAGUUUGAAGUGAAGGGCAUAGUGUGUCGACAUUUUUUAAAGGUGCUUAGAGAGAUAAUCAAUGCAAAGGACCUUCCUGCACAAUACAUACUCAAACGAUGGACUAAAAAAGCAAGGGCUGAAAGUGUGAAAGAUAGGCGCGGGUAUGAUGUGAAGGCUGAUGUGAAACUACAUCAAAGCGAUCGAUAUAGGUCAUUGAUGAAUAUGUUUAGAGCAAUAGCAAGUAGAGCCGCCAAAAGUGAAGAAACUUAUCAUUUGUCACUUGUAAAAUGUGAAGAACUGAGUGUCAUGGUUGAAGACAAAUUAAGUGUGCACACUUGUGGUCAAGUGGAGAUCAUCGAAUUGAGAAAUUCCUCAGCUAACACAUGCCCACAGAGUAAAGAAGUAGAUUGUCCAAUCCAAGACAAGGGACUCAAGAAAAGACAAGCAACUAGUAAGGGAAGAAGGAAGAUCAAGGGCGGGAUGGAAAAAUCCAUUGCAAAGAAGAAAAGAAUGCAAUCUAAUUAG